AUGUUUACGAUACUCCCUGCAUGUCAAGUCGCUCAAAAUGAAGUUCGUAUUUCUUAUUGCCACGGCGGCGUCGCGUUACAACAAGUCGUCAGUUGUGUUUCAUUGCUUCCAGAACCACGCCAAGGUACGAACUACAUUUCAGGCAAUGGGCGAAAUGACCAAGCAGUCUUGUGGUAUAGAGACACGUUGCAGUUGGACAUGACCGAAUGGCGGAUUACCGACGUCAGAGGAAACCGAUACACUUUACGCUUGAGAAAAGUGCAAAAGACCGAUUUUGGCAAUUAUUCUUGUGUGGCCGAUAAUGGACUUGGCAAAAGCAAACGAUCCAUCGAAGUGACUGGAAGACCAGACGUAGCGGUCAUUACCAGCUCGAAACAAAGCCGUUCGAAAAAUUCGUACGAAAUGUUAUGGACAGUGAAAAGUUACAGCCCGAUUAUAGAAUACAAAUUGCUAUACCGUCAGGAUAAGACAAAUAAGAGCAACCAAGAAAUCCAGUAUAAACGUCCCAUGAGAAGAUGGAACGAUGGUUGGAUAGAACUGUUGCUUAACCCUGCAUCCACCGAUCAAUUGGAAAAGAGCCGGACUGAAACCAUCCGAGACUUGGACCCUGGCACCAAAUACGAAGCAACCGUUCAAUCCAGAAACCGCUAUGGUUGGAGCGAAGUUUCCCAAUCUUUCUUCUUCACCACCAGCACAAAGAACGAAGCACACCCAGGCAAUUCAGUUCUUUCAGACCCAGAAUUGAGAGACAUGAGCAUCACCGCUAUUAACAACAAGGCGGCUCCUAAGACCAUCCAGACUCCAUUGCUUUGCAUCAUGGCCAUGGUCACCUACUAUCUUGCUUAA
Molecule: messenger RNA, 846 nt
Organism: Macrosiphum euphorbiae (potato aphid)
Lineage: Eukaryota; Metazoa; Arthropoda; Insecta; Hemiptera; Aphididae
Source: the annotation of a GenBank genome assembly